This is a messenger RNA of Penicillium concentricum, 1518 nucleotides long. RefSeq lists its product as uncharacterized. NCBI's taxonomy places the organism in Eukaryota, Fungi, Ascomycota, Eurotiomycetes, Eurotiales, Aspergillaceae. The record is from RefSeq and is a predicted model, not a curated record. Bases 1 to 1518 code for a protein of 505 amino acids. The transcript has a single exon.
AUGCAGGCCCAGCCCGGGAGAGUCUUCCAAAGAAAUCGGAAAUUUGACUCAGCCUCCGGCAAUGGAUUUCUUCAAAACAGCUGGCUCCUGCAUCCCCGUGGGUACGGGACAAGACAUGAGAUAGACGACGAUGAUGGAGACCGUUUCGGCGCUCUACAUGGUGUAUUUGGUACACUGUGGACGGCAAGUACAUCUUAUCGGCAACCCAAUCCCUCGAAGGCAUACUAUACCCAACACAAGACAGCUGAGACGGGGGAGCUGUCCGAUAAUGCCCUUAGUAUUGGCAACCUGUUUUGGUUAUCUGUGGGGUGUAUUCCUAUAGUCAACGGGAACAUCUACUGUUUGGAAAAUGUCAGCGAGAUCGUGGAUGAAACGCACCAGCAGACACCACACGAGAAGGAAGAAAUAGGCCUCUAUGUUUCAGAUACCGUUGAUCGGCGAAAUGCUCACUUUGAGGUUGACUCCGACUACGAGACCGAGUCCUCUGAAUCCUCCGAAUCCACCAGGAGACGGAAUGCCCGGAAUAAGCGCCACAAAGCGAACUAUGUCAUCCCGGCUAGUGAACGCAGAAAUGGACGCCCAACAGAUCCCCGGGUGUUCCGUUUCAGCACUAGCACUGACCGUGUCGAAGCCCUCCACAAUGUUGCAAACAGCCUCGAAGCCACGAAUGCCCAUGGAGUAGUGUGUUCUCUUGAAGAGAUUGAGGUUCCCAACAAUGCCAAGAGCGAGCUUGAGGAGUCAGUGCGCUCAACGUACCAUCCGAUUAACGGCUCCUGGGUACGAUUAGGCAGAGUUUCCAACAGCUCUCGCCGCACCGGGAAGCCGAUCCUUACAUUUAUAGAGCGACAAUCAGCUCACGCAAUUUCAAAGGCAUUACUCGACAUCCCCAUAUCUGUAGAUGGCUACUUGAUGCCCUGCAACCAAUCCUCACUUUGUCGGGCGACACUAUGCAAUGCUGCUCAAUCUUUCCCGCAUCUCAUAAGCCGGAUGGCAAAUGACUUGGACAGUUUGUCUAUUCCCACGGCGGAUCAAGACAAGACUGCCACCCUCUUUAACAAAUUCUUAAACAUGUGUCUUGAUUUUAAGCCGGACAGGAUGUUCUUUCGCACUCUUUCUGAGCUCGACUCUGUUCUGUCGACAUUUCUUUCCCCCAAUCUCAAAGCGAAUACUGCAAUCGGGGUUGUUAUGCUCACCAGUGCAGAAUUUCGGGAUAUUAUUGCACAGUCCGCUAGACUUAUUCCGCAAUCGAAAGACAAGUGCGUUGUUUUGGAUCUUGGUCAAUCACCGACCUUGAACAUUCCCUCUUCAAUGGGCGUUGUGCAAAAGUUUCCCCUUGACUUAUCUGUUCUUUGCCCUGAUCAGCAAGUUCGCAACGAGCUUAUUGAGAUAAAUUAUCACCAACUGCUCUUCGCGGCUUUGAAGGCGUGCUUGCGGAGCGUUGUUCUGGAGACCAGCCUUGACUCGACGCCUUUGUUUGAGGCAUUCUUGGAGAUGGGGGAAACUGUACAGAUGGGAUAA